AUGGCGUCGUCCCAUAUCGCCAAGUCCUUUUACGACCUGCGCUGCGUGACGCUGGAGGGAGAUCAGCUGGACUUCAACGUCCUGCGCGGCCGAGUGGUGCUGGUGGUCAACACAGCCUCACUCUGAGGCACCACCACGAGGGACUUCACCCACCUGAACGAGAUGCAGACCAGGUAUCCACACAGACUGGUGGUGUUGGGGUUCCCAUGUAACCAGUUCGGGCACCAGGAGAACUGCUCUAAUGGUGAGAUCCUCAGUUGUCUUCAGCACGUGCGUCCCGGCUCUGGAUUCAAACCUCUCUUCACCAUGCUGGAGAAGUGUGAGGUGAAUGGCGUUAACACCCAUCCGGUCUUCUCCUACCUGAAGACCAAACUGCCCUUCCCUGAUGACGAUCCAGUCUCAUUCCUGCAGGAUCCCCGCCACCUGAUCUGGUCUCCCGUUGCCCGUAGCGACGUGGCGUGGAAUUUCGAGAAGUUCCUCAUCGGGCCAGAGGGGGAGGCGUUUAAACGCUACAGCGCCAAGUUCCUCAUCACAGACAUAGAGCCCGACAUACAGCGCCUGUUACGACUCACCAAGAACCAGUAG
Messenger RNA from Engraulis encrasicolus (European anchovy), 585 nucleotides. It is a transcript of the gene gpx2, whose product is annotated as glutathione peroxidase 2. The record is from RefSeq and is a predicted model, not a curated record. Lineage: Eukaryota; Metazoa; Chordata; Actinopteri; Clupeiformes; Engraulidae. Gene Ontology annotation, molecular function: glutathione peroxidase activity. The transcript is spliced from 5 exons. Gene Ontology annotation, biological process: response to oxidative stress.